Molecule: messenger RNA, 684 nt
Organism: Pseudozyma flocculosa PF-1
Lineage: Eukaryota; Fungi; Basidiomycota; Ustilaginomycetes; Ustilaginales; Ustilaginaceae
Exons: 3
Coding region: 1-684 (227 amino acids)
Biological process (GO): cell redox homeostasis; cellular response to oxidative stress
Cellular component (GO): cytoplasm
Molecular function (GO): thioredoxin peroxidase activity
Source: RefSeq, a predicted model, not a curated record
AUGGCGGAACCGCGUCGUUCGUCCCGCGUAGCCAGCCGCGGCAAUGCCGCCUCCAACGGCACCGCUGCAUCUACAAUCGCAUCCACAAAGGCCGCCGCGCCUGCCGCAGCCGCAGCCGCACCCAAGGCCAAAGCCAAGCGACCCGCCGCCUCGGCCGAUGCGGACGACAAGACCAGUGCGGCUGCGGACGAAACGGCGUCCAAGAAAUCCAAGCCCACCCCUGCCGCCGCCGCCUCCGCCUCGUCGGGGGUUCUGACGGUCGGCUCUCCGCUGCCCUCUCUCUCGCUGAUCACAACGUCGGAUGCAAAGGUGGACCCGUCGACGUUCCGCAAGACGGUCAUCUUCACCUACCCGCGCGCCAACACGAGCGGGUGCACCACCCAGGCCAAGGCCUACCGCGACGCCUACGACAAGUACACCGACGCCGGCUACGCCGUCUACGGACUCAGCAACGACGGCGUCACCCCGCUCAAGAACUGGAAGGACAAGCUUGGAAUCAAGUUUGAGCUCAUCUCGGACCCCAAGAGGGACCUCGUCGGCGCCCUGACCGGGAGCAAGGACAAGACGCGGAGGUCGCACUUUGUCAUUGACGAGGACGGCAAACUCGCCCUCUCGAAGCUGAGCGUCAAGCCGCCGGAGAGCUCGAGCGACGCCCUCGCCUUUAUCCAGAAGAGCAACAAGUAG